Rotaria socialis is the source of this 438-nucleotide messenger RNA. NCBI's taxonomy places the organism in Eukaryota, Metazoa, Rotifera, Eurotatoria, Philodinida, Philodinidae. The record is from the annotation of a GenBank genome assembly.
AUGCGUCAUUUUUAUUCGAACCAAGUGAAUCUUGUCGAAAUAGUAAAUACUAUCUCUCCAACAAUAAUAUCUUUAAAUGAACUUGGCACUGUGGUUCCGGCAAAAACAAUUGAACAACUUCUCUUCUCAUGCAAUGUGUAUGUGAAAGAAGGUACAAAUUAUCAUGGAGGUGUCGUAAUUGCAACAGAUAAAAAAUUAAAAUGCCAACCAAUAUCAAUAGAUGAACCAAAUAUAGUAGCAGUUCGCGUGAUAAUCGAGGAUCAGCUAUUUAUUGUAGCAAGUAUUUAUUCACCACCUACAGAAGCAUUACCAUUAGCAACUAUGACAACAUUAUUGAAUGAGUCAAGGAACUUGAUCUUAGCAAGAGAUUUUAAUGCCAAACAAUUGAAUUGGAAAUGUACUCAGGUGAACACAAAAGGAAGAAUUUUAUCAACUUGA